Messenger RNA from Contarinia nasturtii (swede midge), 1072 nucleotides. RefSeq names its product phospholipid scramblase 2-like. Gene Ontology annotation, cellular component: plasma membrane. The transcript has 6 exons. The record is from RefSeq and is a predicted model, not a curated record. Gene Ontology annotation, molecular function: phospholipid scramblase activity. Lineage: Eukaryota; Metazoa; Arthropoda; Insecta; Diptera; Cecidomyiidae. Gene Ontology annotation, biological process: plasma membrane phospholipid scrambling. Bases 167 to 994 code for a protein of 275 amino acids.
UAAAACGAAAAGUUGUUGAUUUUUUCUUCCACUGUUAAACUCAGAUUGUUAAUAUUAACAUGUUGAAUUUUUUAAAAUUUAAAAAUUGUUUUCUUCCAAAAAAUCGCAUUAUUCAUUGAAAAUCGUUCAAAUUGUUUUGUGGAAAGGGUGAUUAUUUGUUUCACGAAUGAGUUGCAGUGGUGAUUCCAACUGUGAUGUCAACGAAUCUAGUGCAGGCCAAUCUCAUUCCGAACAUGAAACUACUUUGAAGAGAGAUCAAUCGGAGGAAAAGCCAGAAACAGAUAGACAUUUGCAGUCAAUUGUCUCUCAACCACAACCAAGUGCAAACCUUAAUGACUGCAAUCCAAAUGAAAGCUUUAAUUGUCCGCCCGGCCUGGAGUAUUUAGCGCCUAUUGAACAGUUGUUUUUAAAAUUGAAGCUCGGACGUUGUAUGGGAUUUGAGAAAAAUAUCAAAUUUGAUAUAAAAGAUUCCACCGGACAAAUUAUUUAUCAAGCGAAUGAGUGCAGUGAAUGUUUCACACGUUGCUGUUACGGUUCGAAUCGUCCGUUUAAUAUGAAAGUGUAUGACCUUUACCAAAGGGAAGUGCUGCAUUUAAAGCGACCAUGUACAUUUUCGGGAUUUUGUGGUCCACAUUUUCCCGAAUCGUUGAAGAUAUCGGCAGCUGGCCAAAUGUUUGGAAGAGUCGAAGAGGAUUUGAACUAUCCACAAUUUGUUGUUAAAAAUCUCUUUGACGAAACCGUUCUGCGUAUCGAAGGUCCAUUUUGUUCUUCCGGUGGAAAUGUUGAAUUUCAGAUUUAUUCCGCAAACGGCAAGCAAGUGAGUCAAAUAUCCAAACACGGUGUUGAAUUAACGCAUGACCUAACCACGGACACAGAUAAUUUUGCCAUUGAUUUCAUCAGGGAUUUAGACGUUUUCCAAAAAGCAGCCAUCGUUGGAGUUACAAUUUUUAUUGAUUCGAUGUUUUUUGAACGGAAGAGCAAUAAUUCGGAAUGAUUUUAACAACGUCCAUUAUUUUAUGUAUUUCAAUUAAAUAAAUUACGGCGAAUAAAUGUGUUUAUUUUUAUUCAAUGA